AUGACCGCUUCAAGUACAGGGUCUGCACCAAACGAAGCGAGCUCAUCCCAUACCCAGAAUGCUGCCACUUCCAACACUGCUACCCACGGGUCCACUUUGGAAGGACAUGAACCAGGAACCGAAUCCACGGCGCCUUCGUCCACCAACACCGACGACGGAGAUGCUCCAAAACCGUUCACGGCAUCUUCGGUAACCGAUCACACUGCGAAUGAGCGGAGUUUAUUGCUUCCGCAUGCACAAGCGGGACGAGGAGCAGAAGAGGGAAGAGAUGAUGAUGAUCAUGAAGAUGAUGACGACGAUGAUGAUGAUGAUAGGAUGAGUCGGAUCAUCAAGCUAGCAAAACGGCCAAGUUUCAUUUGGAUCUAUUGCUUGGGAAUCCUAGCCGUGGUUAUAUUCGAGCUCACCUUUCUUCCAAGAACAUCUUUAGCUAGAGACUAUAGAAGGUGGUAUGGGAUCCGCUUGACCAAGUCCGACGUUAAACGAAAUUUUCUACAAAUGACCGGAAUAGGCAAAAGCCACGCCAAUCUAACCACGGAGGAGUUUAUCGACAACUGGCUAAGAAACUUCACUGUGAUCAACAACAAGGCCAAGUUCAAUUUGAUCUCGGACGAUAACCCGGCACUAGUGCAUUAUGUGGAAUCAAAUUUUAAAAACUUUGGCUUCAAAACGGAAAAAUUCACCUACGAUGCACCCAUUCCUGAACCGCAAAGCUCGUCUUUGCGCUUAUUGGACACCGAGGGGAAUAUCGCGUACCAGUGCGAUGUCUUGGAAACGUCAUUCAAGACACCAGCAUUUUACGAUUUGGGAGCCAGCGGCAGUGUCACUGCGCCCUUUGUCUUUGUCAAUGAGGGAACUCCAGCAGACUAUCACAAGCUCAUACAAUUUGGAGUCGCUUUGAAAGACAAAAUCUUUAUCAUCAAGAGUCCGCUUCAGGAGCAGAAUAUCACCAUUGGCGAAAAGUUGGCGUUGGCACAACACCAUGGCGCAUCGGGCAUUCUCACCUACUUUGAGGCGCCAAAGAGUGGCAAUGAGGAUUCAAUGUCGGCAAACUUGAGAUUCGGCAUAUCGAGGGGCUGCAAUAACCACAAGAUCAAAAUACCAGCCAUACCAAUAAGCAAGAAAUUGGUGACACCAGUGUUGGAAACCCUGAUCACUCCCGUGCCGGAAUUUGAAGCUUGGGACUACUCGCCAACCACAACUUCCAAAUUUAAGCUCGAAAUCAACGCGACUUUUGCUGAAGGCGCACCUCCGCGGAAACUCACCAAUGUGGUGGGGACACUCAAGGGGAUCAUGAACGAUGCUGACGUUAUUAUUGGAGCUAGAAGAGACUCCCUCACUUCCAAUAACCCUUUAUCUGGCCACGCCAUUCUCUUUGAGAUUAUGCGCAACUACCAGAGAUUGAUAUCGCAAGGAUGGAAGCCAUUGCGCAACAUUAAAUUCAUUUCAUGGGACGCGUCAAACUCGGACUUGUUGGGGGUCGAGAUGCUCACCAACGACACGUACAAUUUCAACCCAAAGAGGUCGAUUGUCGCGUAUAUAAACAUUGACGGUGACGCCGUCACCGGUAGCAACUUUGCCGUGGAUGCCAACCCAUUGUUGAAUCAUUUGUUGCGCGACACUUCCAAGUUUAUCCCCAUCCCUAAAGAAGCUGCAGUAAUGAAGACAUUGAGCGAUCUUAGAGGUGCCGAUAAUGGCAACAACAACAACAACAACAACAUUGAUGGCAAUGACAAUGACAAUGGCCUCGGCAAUGAUGACGAUGAUGACAAUGGAGAGGACUAUACCACCUUGUAUCGUUACUGGCUCAAGCAAGACAAUUUAACAAUCAACAACAUCCUCGGGUGGCCAAUCAUUUCGUCCGAGGCCAAGAUUUACCAACAGCAUCUCUCGACACCAAUAAUCAAUUUAAAGUUCACCAAUAAUGAAAAGAGAGACAGCGCCAAGUACAUUGCAAACUCCAACUACUAUUCUCGCGAAUGGUUGAUCAAACAGUCGAUUGACAAUAAUCUACUUUUGCAUGGCUCCUUGAUUAGGUUUAUUGGGUUGCUUGGAAUCAGUUUGAGCGAACACGAGGUUGUUGAUUACAAGACUUUUUCCUAUUUUAAGAAGAUUCUGGCAUUUUACGAUACUCUCUUGCUGACCGAGCAAGAGAAGCUAGCUCAGUGGAACAAGACAUUGGUUCCAAGCUACCUCAUUUACAAGCACUCGAUCUUCCAGGAUCUAGAUACCGACGAUCCUGUGGACUUUGACCAGAUUGUAACACAGUUUACUUCAUUCAUGGUUGAGACUGUACAACAGUCCCGCAUUUUCGAUAAAUGGAAUAUACAGGUGGAGGACGGGUUGACUCGCGAUUACCCAUGGUACAUGUACUACAAAAAGUUUCAGCAUUUUGCCCAGUUUAAAGUCUCCAACUACAAACUUUCGCAUUUGGAGCGAGACUUGAAGGUGAGUGAUUUAGAUUACACAUAUCUCUCGUUGAGGGAACCGCCCAAGAUCGAACACGAAGUGACGAGCUUGGGCAAAGUCAAGGGAAUAUUCGACGGUAAACCAGAAAACAAAUUGUACUAUGAUUCUGUCAUUUACGGCAACCCCAAAUUCAGCGUCAAAAACAAUGCAACGUGGUACGAGGACCGUUUGACCAAGAGCACCUUUACAUACUUGUAUGAGGCGAUCGACUCUGGAGACUACGAAUCAACCGUGAAAUGGUUUGUUUUGGUAUACGAAAAACUAAAGAACAUACAAUACAAGAUGACAUAA
Messenger RNA from Lodderomyces beijingensis, 2757 nucleotides. The record is from the annotation of a GenBank genome assembly. NCBI's taxonomy places the organism in Eukaryota, Fungi, Ascomycota, Pichiomycetes, Serinales, Debaryomycetaceae.